GAUUUACAUUGUGGUCAUGUGAUAAGACGGUGGUCAUGUGAUGCACACGGAAGUGUAACUCCGCACCGCAGCAGUCAGUAUCUUGCAGCGUUUUAAGACCCCGGCGUUACACCGUUAAGGUGUAUUAUAUUGUAUAUUAGUAGUAUAUAGAAACAGCUGGUUAAUGUAGCCGAGGUCAUGUUGUUGCUGAGUGUUGUGAGCAGUGUGUUUCUGCUCCUAGCGACGCUACAAGCAGAGCUGGAACAAUGUGACGCCGUAUUAAACACGUCUACAGGUGAGGAUACCGGACACCUCGGGAAGUAUUCGGUGCAGCUCGUCACUAACUCGUCCAACGGCACUGCGUUAACCUACGGUUUCGUGUCGUGCGGUGUGGCCGUUGUGUUUUACGGUUCUAACUUUGUCCCCGUGAAGAAGAUCUCCACCGGAGACGGUCUGUUCUUCCAGUGGGUGCUGUGUGCAGCAGUCUGGAGUGUAUCCCUGGUGGUCAACAUUAUUCUGGGGUCUCCCACCUUCUGGCCGCUAGCCAUGCUGGGGGGGGCCAUCUGGGCUACAGGUAACAUCACUGUGGUCCCCAUAGUGAAAACCAUUGGUCUGGGUCUGGGCCUCCUCAUCUGGGCAUCUUUUAACCUCCUCAUUGGUUGGGCAAGCUCCAGGUUUGGCUGGUUUGGGAUCGAUGCUGAGGAAGUUUCUAACCCAACACUCAACUACUGUGGAGCAGGAUGCUGUCUGCUCAGUGCUGUAAUCUUCUUCUUUGUGAAGAGUGAUGUUCACAGUCAGUCCUCCAGACCAGAGGAACAGGAGCCUCUACUCACUGACGGCUGUGUAAAUGCAGAUGGUGUGUCGUCGUCUGAUGCCUCGUGGGUCGACACACUAAGACCGCGAACCAAACGACUGGUUGGUUCUCUCCUAGCUGUGGCAGCGGGUUUGUUGUAUGGUUCCUCUUUUGUUCCAGUUCUCUACAUUAAGAACCAUGCAGCACAUCAUGACAGCCGCUUCACCGGGGCUAGCCAGUUUGAUCUGGACUAUGUGUUUGCCCAGUUCAGUGGGAUAUUCCUGACCAGUACUGUCUACUUCCUGAUCUACUGCGCUGCCAUGAAGAACAGACCUAGAGUCUACCCUAGAGCAAUACUACCUGGUUUUGUCUCUGGGGUGAUGUGGGGUAUUGCUACCUGCUGCUGGUUUCUGGCCAACACCUACCUGAGUGCUGUGGUCAGUUUCCCCAUAAUAACCACGGGUCCUGGUCUCAUUGCAGCUCUUUGGGGAGUGGUGGUCUUUAAGGAGGUUAAGGGUUGGUGUAACUUCCUCAUCCUGGGCGUGGCGUUCUCAUUGGUUCUAGCCGGAGCCCUGCUGACAGCCUUCUCCAAGGUGUAACACACAGCUUCUCCAAGGUGUAACACACAGCUUCUCUAAGGUGUAACACACAGCUUCUCCAAGGUGUAACACACAGCUUCUCCAAGGUGUAACACACAGCUUCUCCAAGGUGUAACACACAGCUUCUCUAAGGUGUAACACACAGCUUCUCCAAGGUGUAACACACAGCUUCUCCAAGGUGUAACACACAGCUUCUCUAAGGUGUAACACACAGCUUCUCUAAGGUGUAACACACAGCUUCUCUAAGGUGUAACACACAGCUUCUCUAAGGUGUAACACACAGCUUCUCUAAGGUGUAACACACAGCUUCUCUAAGGUGUAACACACAGCUUCUCUAAGGUGUAACACACAGCUUCUCUAAGGUGUAACACACAGCUUCUCUAAGGUGUAACACACAGCUUCUCUAAGGUGUAACACACAGCUUCUCCAAGGUAUAACACACAGCUUCUCUAAGGUGUAACACACAGCUUCUCCAAGGUGUAACACACAGCUUCUCCAAGGUG
This is a messenger RNA of Salmo salar (Atlantic salmon), 1874 nucleotides long. NCBI's taxonomy places the organism in Eukaryota, Metazoa, Chordata, Actinopteri, Salmoniformes, Salmonidae. The record is from RefSeq and is a predicted model, not a curated record.